AUGAUGUUUUCACCUAUUUACAUAUUAUUCAGCCUUUUGCAUCUGCCCAUUAUUACCGCUUGGGGACCCCUUGGUCAUGAUACCACAGCGUGGGUCGCCAGUCACUUUGUCUCCGAAGCGACUGCAGAAUACUUGAAAGAUCUCCUUGACAACCACGGCGAGGAUUAUUUGGCUCGUAUUGCAUCAUGGGCAGACAUACCUGGAAACAGCCGCCGCACUGACCAUUUCAUUGAUGCUCACGACGAUCUAGCAAACCGGAACUGCAAUGUCAACUAUGCGCGUGAUUGCAAGCAAGAAGGAUGCGUUAUAAGUGCCCUUGCUGAAUACACUGAGCAGGCUUUGGCUCCUGCGACGGGCAAUGGGGACAUCAAUCAGGCUGUAAGGUUGCUUGUGCACUUCAUAGGGGACUUACAUCAGCCACUACACAACGAAGACGUUGCCCAAGGGGGAACCCAGCUUCAUGUUCGUUGGGAAUCCUCAGACAGGACAUUGCAUAAGGUGUGGGAUACUCAGAUUGCCGAGAAACUCACCGAAGAGCUUGGGGGUAGGCCCACAGACCGUGCUUCCAGAUGGGCGGACCAGCUUGCGAGCAAAAUCACAGAUGGAGAGUUCGCGGAUCAGAAGCGCGAGUGGCUGAAACAUUUGGACGUGAGGAACCCAAAUGGGACCGCGAUGAUUUGGUCUCAAGAAUCAAACCAGCUGUUUUCCCGCGUGGUUUCGGUCCCGACCAAAUCAGAGGAAAAGAGCUUAGCGGAAAUUACUAUGAGCAAGCUUGGCCAGUUGUCGAGAGACAAGUUGCUCGGGCCGGUUAUCGUAUGGCAGCUUGGCUUGACGCAGUGGCCGAGCAGGUUCAUGGUCGUGGACAAGGAGAACUUUGAUUGA
This is a messenger RNA of Clonostachys byssicola, 882 nucleotides long. The record is from the annotation of a GenBank genome assembly. Lineage: Eukaryota; Fungi; Ascomycota; Sordariomycetes; Hypocreales; Bionectriaceae.